Magallana angulata is the source of this 3331-nucleotide messenger RNA. RefSeq names its product transmembrane protein 164-like. The transcript is spliced from 7 exons. The record is from RefSeq and is a predicted model, not a curated record. The coding region runs from base 524 to 1459 and encodes 311 amino acids. Lineage: Eukaryota; Metazoa; Mollusca; Bivalvia; Ostreida; Ostreidae.
UAUUUUACUACAAUCUCUAUUGAUAAAUUUAAAUACAUCUAUACAAUUAAUGCACAUGUUCAUUAAAAUAAGAAUGAGGGUAUGGAUAUAUCUCAUUAAUUCAGUCAACAUGCCCAUGCAAAUAAGAGAAUCACCCAUCUCUGUCUUUCUCUCUCAUUUUUGAAAGAAAAAGUUCAAUAAUAUGUAAACAGUGGACAUACUGAGGUGUAAAAUGAAUCCCAAUCAAUUCUGACGCAGGAUUAUAGAUUAUGGGCUUGUCUCCCUUUGUUAGGAGCAGGAGCCCCUGUUUUAUCGUUAUUCUGUGGCAUAAUGUAGUUUUUGUGUGAGAGAUGCCAAAACAUUGAUAAUCAAUAACGGGUGCUGCUACAGAUGAACUAUUUAUGGAGUGGGACCAUAGAUCCCUGCGGACAGAUGGGGCCAAGAUUUUCACAGGAGAACCAAGAGUUUCUGAAGUUGACCACAUCCUGCGACAUGAGGAAGAUAAGAACAAGUGACUUUUGCUGACAGCUUGUUGACUGAAGCAAUGGAGGAGUCGGAAAACGUAACAGGACUAUUUUCCUGGGCCUACAGUGGCGUUAACUUUGACCUGGCAGGAAAUGGAGGCAUUGAGUGUAGGGAUUUUAUCAGUGUGAAGCAGCGAGUCAUUGAGACAGUCAUUAGCUGUGCAGCAGCAGGUCUUAUCUUAUACAGAGCGAUCACACACCUGACUCUGCCAAAAAACUCGGUCCUCCUACCAGAUCCCGUCGGAAAACGAAUCCUCUUAGUGGUUCAUUGUCUGAUAUUUGGCAUCGAGCUGGGCUUCAAGUUCGCUACUAAGCAGAUGAUUUAUAUACUUAAUCCAUGCCAUGUAGCAACCAUGAUGCAGAUAUUCUGUUUGGCGGCACCGUCAGGGAGACUGACUACCACAGUUUUCCGGCUUCAUCUACACAUGUUAACGGGGGCUCCUAUAGCCAUCUUGUUCCCUGUAAUAAAUACUCGAUUGUUGCCGUUUGAGACAGAAGUGUAUUAUAUCCAACAUUUGCUGAUGCUAGUCAUUCCAUUCUACUUACUCAAAAUUGGAGGUUCCUACACUGCUGAACCUGUUCACGACUUCAGCUGGGCUCUAGUGUCCAUGGGAGUCCUGUACAUUAUAUACUUCGUACCAGUACAGUAUCUAGCAUAUAUCUCAUUAGUUAAUCUAAACAACAUGCUAUGUCCAGCGGUGUCAGACCCGUUCUAUGGGCCGUACUACAGAAUCUGUGCAAUGACUCACCAGGCACUACUUAUACCAACCGUGGGCAAGUUCUACACGUGGCUGUCACAACAAUUCCUCACCCCCUCCGCACGGGACGAAGAGGUGUCUGUGUUUAGUAUAGACUGGAGUGCCGAGACCCCCGCACCGGACAAUCUUAGAGGGAAGAAUGGAGUGAUUAGUCAUGGGGAUCGCCCAUCCAACAACGGACACCUCAAGUCCUCCUGAGGAACCUAGCUUUAACGGACCACUUAUUAUCGUUGACUUUAUACACAGGUUUUUAAUAACAUUUUGUGAUUAGCAUUGUGUAUGGGGGAUGAGGCAAAAUUUACAGAAUUUUUAAUCCUUUACUUGAUGGAUAUAAUAAUUGCACUGUUUUCAGAUUUGUUGAUGUUAAAACAUCAGUUGCUGCUGUGAAUUCCAUAGUGGACCUGUAGAGGACUUUCACAAUUUUCAAAAAAGUUAUCUUCCUUUGCUAAGAUAACAAGCAUUAAUUUUCUUAAUCUACAUUGUUUAUCUAUGUAACUUUCAAACCUUCCAAUGCUGUCUGAUUGGGAUAUUAUUAGACAGUAUAUGAAGCACAGUGGACAGAGUUUAUUUGAUGUGACAAUGCCCUAUAAAUUGGUAGGUUAGAGAACGUAUAUUAGUUGAUCCAUCAAAAGUAAAAAAAAAAAAUAUUGUUGACGGGAAAGUUUCUAUGGUAUAACUAACAUAAGAAAGUGGGAACCUCUAGCUUUUAAGGAUAUUGAAAAUUUUUAAAUAAUAUUUAUUAUUAUGUAAUUUCGGUAUGUGAGAUGUAAAUCAAAACCUUUUUUCAUUGGGGGUGGGGGGUUUUAGGCUAUGAACCCAAUUACCGGUAGUAUGCAAGUGCAAGUUUUCAUGUAAUUUAAUGACAAAAAAAUCUACAAGUAUAUCUAAAAAUUAUUUAACUGUUGGAAAUGACUGUCAGUUUUAUAUGAGAUAUACUUGGACACAGUUGAUUAUAGCUUUAAUUCUGCAGUUGAUAGUAACCUACAGUCAAGCUACAUAGUACUUGAUAAGAGGUACACAGACUGUAUCAGUGCUUGAUAAAUGUUUUUUAUUGGUUUAUUUUUUUCUGGUGCACUAAUGUUGAAAUUUUUUUUCUAAUAUAUUGAUUUUGUUUGGAUUACAGAAUUGUUGGGUAGACAAGUAGAAUUUAGUUUAAACAAUGUGUCCAAGUUUUUUUCUUCAAAGUUUCCAAGGAAUGAUGUUAUUGAAUUUAAGAUACGUCUUUGGAAAUGCUUUUAGUUAGUUAACAACUUCACAUGGAUGUUGAUUUCGCGUGUCAUUUCGUCAAAAUGCAUGUUUUUGGAUUAGUUAUAAUCUGUAGGACUCCCACAAGGAAUACACCUUUGUGUGCUUACAGACCCUAGUUGAAUUUUAUAAUAGUAUAAUUUAUAAUAUGUAUUAUAAACUCCAAAAAAAUUUCAUUUUUUUGUGUUGAAUUAACAGCAUUUUAGCAUAAUGAAUUAUGUUCAGGUUUGUGCAAUAUCUGUAGAAAUAGUACUACUUUUUUGAUUUUUCUGAAUUUAUUUUUAUUUUGAUUAAUGAUAUUAUUUGAAUUCAUAACAUUUAUACAGUAUUUCACACAAUGUAUUUUUCAAAGGACAUGUUGUUGUCAUAAACAUUCCUGCAAGUCUCUCUAAGGAACAUUUUUCACUCUCUGAAGUAAUUUUUACGAAAGUCCUUUGGUGAAUAUAUAAACACAGACCAAAAGAUAAUGAGAGACCUGUAUAGUAUUACUCCAUUGUGUGUAAUUUAACUAUUCUUGUUAUUGAGCUGUGUAACCAGAAUCAUAUAUUGUAUAAACUUAAUACUACUGUAAUUAGUGGAGAUAUCCAUGAAUUUGAUACAUUUUGGGACGAAAAGUUCAUCAAGAAGAAAUUGACCAUGCUCCACAUGCUUAGGAAUUGAAAUUUGAAAUUGUAGCUGUCUGAAAAAUUAUACAACGAGAAUUUUCAUAGAUUUUUCACUUGGUCUGACUACAAGAGCUAAGAACCAAUAGUUUAUACCUAUUAUAUUAAUGUGUUAUUUUUCCCUUGUUGUCUGUGAUUUUAAUAAAUAUUUAAAAUCAAAAGA